Messenger RNA from Trypanosoma conorhini, 744 nucleotides. Its product is annotated as putative 26S proteasome complex ubiquitin receptor. The record is from RefSeq and is a predicted model, not a curated record. NCBI's taxonomy places the organism in Eukaryota, Euglenozoa, Kinetoplastea, Trypanosomatida, Trypanosomatidae. Gene Ontology annotation, molecular function: ubiquitin binding; proteasome binding; endopeptidase activator activity. Bases 1 to 744 code for a protein of 247 amino acids. Gene Ontology annotation, biological process: ubiquitin-dependent protein catabolic process. Gene Ontology annotation, cellular component: nucleus; proteasome regulatory particle, lid subcomplex; cytoplasm. The transcript has a single exon.
AUGGAGGUGAAAGCAAGAAUGCAGCGAAAGGGACGCGGUGGCGAGUGUGUUAUUCAGUUUCGGGCGGGAAAGAUGAUCUACAGGGAAGGCAAAGUGGAACCAGAUCGACGUAGAGGGACCUUGUCUUUUUUUAAGAUGCCAAACAACGAUGUGAAAAUGACUUGGAUUUCAGGAAAUGACGAAGAGCAGCACAUACUUCCGCGCGGCGAAGUCAAGUUCAGCCAGGUAGAGAAGUGCACUACGGGAAGAGUAUUUUUAUUCGACUUUGGUACCAAACGGCCUCCGAUUUUCUUUUGGCUCCAGGAAAAAUCAAAUGAAAAUGAUUCCGUAUAUAUUUCUACAAUACACGAACUAAUUGGUGAAGAUAAGCGACUGAAUGAUCGAACACGGGCUGAGCUUGACGUUGUCCUGCAGGAUAUUCUUCGAACUAUGCAAAAUGGAAGGGAACAAGAUGUGGAUCUUGUCGAUGUCAUUGGGUCGAAGAAGCUUCUUGACGCAUUACAUGAAGAUCCGGCCUUUUUCAUGUAUAAGCUGCAUCAGUUUCUUCCCGAGGGGACCGAUCCAACGGUGGAUGUAGUGGAACAGGUGAGAAAUCCGCAAGUUUCUGCCGCAGCAGCUAAUUUAGGCUCGCUUCUUCGUAAUCCUCUUGGUUUCCGCGAAAUUUGCACGGCUUUUGGGGUUAGUGCAUCCAACCCUGGUGUAUUUGGGUUUCUUUCUGGAGUUAUUAAACUCUUUAAAAAGUAA